Molecule: messenger RNA, 1220 nt
Organism: Cokeromyces recurvatus
Lineage: Eukaryota; Fungi; Mucoromycota; Mucoromycetes; Mucorales; Mucoraceae
Product: coproporphyrinogen III oxidase, aerobic
Exons: 2
Coding region: 39-1061 (340 amino acids)
Cellular component (GO): cytoplasm; mitochondrial intermembrane space
Molecular function (GO): coproporphyrinogen oxidase activity
Source: RefSeq, a predicted model, not a curated record
AAAAAACAGUAAACUUGCAAUAAAGUUAAUAGAUAGAAAUGAGCUCCCCUUUGUCUUCUAAAUACGAAAUUUACAAGAAGGAUAAUGAGAUCCGUGCUAAGGGUCCCAUUGGUGAUGAUGCUCCUAUGCGUUUGAGAAUGGAAGCUUAUGUUAAAGAUCUCCAAAGACGUAUUGUUGAAGGCAUUGAAGAAGUCGAUGAUAAAGGUAAAUUUAUUCGUUCUGUUUGGGAAAGACCUGAACAUGGUGGUGAAGGCAUUACUUGUGUUAUGCCCGGUGGUGAUGUUAUGGAAAAGGCAGGUGUUGCUGUCUCUGUUGUCUAUUCUGAACUCUCACCUGAAGCUAUCCGUCACAUGCGUGAAGAUCGUGGUAAGUGUAUUGAUGUUGAAGGUGUCGUUCCCUUCUUUGUUACCGGUAUCUCUCUUGUCAUGCACGCCAAGAACCCUAAUGCCCCUACUGUUCACUUGAACUAUCGUUACUUUGAAGUCAUGAACCCUGAUGGCACUCCUAAGAUUUGGUGGUUCGGUGGUGGAGCUGAUUUGACUCCUAUUUAUCUUUAUGAAGAGGAUGCUGUUUUCUUCCAUCAAAUCUAUAAGGAAGGAUGUGAUAAAUUUGAUAAGGCCUAUUACCCUGAAAUGAAGAAGGCCUGUGAUAAGUAUUUCUUUAAUGCUCAUCGUGGUGAAGGUCGUGGUAUUGGUGGUGUCAUCUUUGAUGAUUUCAACACUAAACCUGCUGAAGAAAUUUUCCCUCUCAUCAGGGAACUCGGUGAUCGUUUCUUGCCCUCUUAUGUUCCUAUCUUGAAGAAGCGUAAGGAUAUGCCCUUCACUGAGGAAAUGGUUCACUGGCAACAAAUUCGUCGUGGUCGUUAUGUGGAAUUUAACUUACUCUGGGAUCGUGGUACCAAGUUCGGUCUUGCUACUCCCUGUGCUCGUGUUGAAUCCAUCAUGAUGACUCUUCCCCUUACUGCUCGUUGGGAAUACAUGUACUCUCCUGAACCUGGAACCAGAGAAGCUGAACUCGAAGAAGUCUUGAAGCAUCCCAGAGACUGGAUUCCUCUUAACUAAAAUCCUCUUGUUAUUUUUAUUUAGUCACCACUUUAUUUCUCUCCCUUCAUACAUACAUACAUACAUACAUGCAUGUUUUUUUUUCUUUGUAUAAUUUUUGUAAAUUUACUUUAUGUACAUUUAGUCUUGUUUUUUAAAAAAUAAAAUAAAAUAAAAUAG